Molecule: messenger RNA, 1170 nt
Organism: Paracoccidioides brasiliensis Pb18
Product: galactose-1-phosphate uridylyltransferase
Exons: 4
Coding region: 1-1170 (389 amino acids)
Biological process (GO): beta-D-galactose catabolic process via UDP-galactose, Leloir pathway
Cellular component (GO): cytoplasm
Molecular function (GO): zinc ion binding; UDP-glucose:hexose-1-phosphate uridylyltransferase activity
Source: RefSeq, a predicted model, not a curated record
AUGGUGGAAUCCGUGCUCAAUGACAUCUCGCACCGGAGAUACAACAUCCUGCGGGGUUCCUAUGUUCUAGUAUCCCCACAUCGAACCAAGAGACCAUGGCAGGGCCAACAAGAAUCCCCGUCCAAAAAGGCCCUCCCCGUUUAUGAUCCCAGCUGUUACUUGUGUCCUGGUAAUAAACGCGCGCAAGGCGACCAGAAUCCGCAGUACAAGAACACAUUCAUAUUCAUAAAUGACUACAGUGCAGUCAAGGAAGAACAGGCUGCUUACCAACCGGAGGUGAGGGAUGGCGACCUUUCAUCCCAAUUUUUCCAAGCCGAGCCUGUCACUGGCAGGUGCUACGUUCUCACAUUCUCCGCGAGCCACAAUCGCACUCUUGCAGAUCUUUCGCCGGCUGAGAUAAAGCUCAUUAUCGAUGCCUGGACGGAUCUAUACAUCUCACACCUCUCGCCCUCAUCUCCAUUAGCGGCGGCCGCUUCUCGCAUGCCCAUCUCACCAGAGUCACCCAUUUCCCAAAUACCAAUACCCAAAAAACAACUCCGCUACAUGCAGAUCUUCGAAAACAAAGGCGCCGCCAUGGGUUGUUCUAACCCGCACCCACAUGGGCAGGUCUGGACACUCAGCAGCCUUCCCGAGGAACUUACGUUGGAGCUAUCGCAGCUUCAGAAAUACCGGAAUGAAAACAGUGGCAGGCACAUGCUUGAAGACUACGCGAUGCUAGAGUCGCGAAAGCAGGAGCGUGUUGUAUUCGAGAAUGACCUGUUCCUUGUUCUUUGUCCGUGGUGGGCAAUUUGGCCCUUCGAAACGAUGAUAGUCAGCAAACAGCACAAACGCGCCCUUGUAGAUCUUACUGCCUCGGAAAAGCAGCUAUUGGCAGAGGCCAUCGCAGAAAUCACGAGGCGCUAUGAUAACUUGUUUGAGACACAUUUUCCAUACAGUAUGGGCAUUCAUCAAGCUCCGCUUUGUGGAUCGGAAGAGGAAUUCGAAGCCUCUCAUUUCCAUAUUCAUUUUUAUCCUCCAUUAUUGAGAAGUGCAUCUGUGAGGAAAUUUUUGGUUGGAUAUGAAAUGUUUGCGGAACCUCAGCGGGACAUUACCCCCGAACAAGCUGCGACCCGACUCAGGCAAUACGCAGGCCAGCUUUAUCGCGAUAAUUUAAAAGAGCUAUCUGAAUAA